AUGACGCUUUUUGAAGCGUUGUACGGUCGAAAGUGUAGGACUCUGUUGUGUUGGUAUGUAUCUGGUGAAAGUGUGGUGCUUGGACCUGAAAUUGUCCAACAGACGACUGAGAAAGUGAAGUUAAUUCAGGAGAAAAUGAUAACUUCGCAUAGUAGGCAGAAGAGCUACCAUGACAAAAGAAGGAAGGACCUUGAAUUUGAGGAAGGAAAUCAUGUAUUUUUGAGAGUCACUCCGGUGACUGGUGUUGGACGGGCACUGAAAUCGAAGAAGCUUACACUUCGAUUUAUUGGUUUGUAUCAUAUUUUAGAAAGAGUGAGAGUUGUUUCUUAUCGGAUGGCCUUGCCACCUAAGUUGUCGAAUUUGCAUGAUGUAUUCCAUGUUUCACAACUUCAGAAAUACAUUUCGGAUCCAUCUAAUGUGAUUCCGAUGGAUGAUAUACAAGUGCGGGAUAACCUUACGGUAGAGGCGUUACCGGUGAAGAUUAAGAACCGUGAAGUGAAUAAGUUAAGAGGCAAAGAUAUUUCCCUCGUGAAGGUAGUUUGA
Molecule: messenger RNA, 543 nt
Organism: Vicia villosa (hairy vetch)
Lineage: Eukaryota; Viridiplantae; Streptophyta; Magnoliopsida; Fabales; Fabaceae
Exons: 1
Coding region: 1-543 (180 amino acids)
Source: RefSeq, a predicted model, not a curated record